Fusarium mangiferae is the source of this 1782-nucleotide messenger RNA. RefSeq lists its product as uncharacterized. The coding region runs from base 1 to 1782 and encodes 593 amino acids. Gene Ontology annotation, molecular function: DNA-binding transcription factor activity, RNA polymerase II-specific; zinc ion binding; transcription cis-regulatory region binding. The record is from RefSeq and is a predicted model, not a curated record. Gene Ontology annotation, biological process: positive regulation of transcription by RNA polymerase II. Lineage: Eukaryota; Fungi; Ascomycota; Sordariomycetes; Hypocreales; Nectriaceae. Gene Ontology annotation, cellular component: nucleus. The transcript has a single exon.
AUGGGCUCUCCAAGCUCAAGCCAGGAGCCGCCACACUCAUCUGAAUCCCAAUCGCAAUCUCAACUUCAACAUCAGCCGAGGACUCAGCGGUCACGAGGCGGAUGCCAGACGUGUCGGGUUAAAAAAGUAAAGUGCGACGAGACGCGACCGAUUUGCCGACGAUGCAUCCGCCUGCAAUUGUCCUGCGACUAUACGCGCCUCCCUCGCAAAAAGUACACCAGGCGCGUUAUCACUUCCCCUGUCGCGUCUUAUCCUGCCAACUUGAUUGCCAGUGCAGAUGUGGCGUCAACGCCUAGCACCAGCUCUACAGCCCGUGGUGGUCACCCAUAUCCUGGAGAGGCAUACUCUGCAGGCUCUCUAUCCGAUACUCAGAGUGCAGAUAUCAUUUUACCACCACUGAAUUCCAUUGCCGACGAUGGCCUCGCACUUGACCUCUCACUCGACUGUGCCGCUAUCUUGUCCCCUUCCGAUCACUCGGCAAUCCACUUCUUCCGAUUUGUUCUUCCAGGGAUGGUCGGGACGCGGAUAUCGAUGCACAGUGGCCCCGGGUUGGUCUGGAAGUUGGCUCAACAGAGUCCCAUGGUUCUUCACAUGGUCUGCGCAGUCAGCGGCCUGUCCUGGUCCGAGAAGACAACUGGUUCUGAGUCAGAUGCUGAGUUUAGACGAUUGAGAGCUAUACAGCACUAUAGAGAGGGUUUGCAGAUGCUAGCCACGGCCACGCAGGUCCCUAGCGAGAUCACCUAUCUGCCACCUGUUCUAGCUACUUUAUGGCUCAUGCUCUUGUACGAGCUCAAGUUCGGGGAUGGUUGUGGCAUUGGGUUUGAUGCACAUCUUCGAGGCGCCACUUCAAUAUUACUAGGUCGAUCGCAACUCAACAGCAGUGAAGGUAGUGAGCAGCGUAUCGCACAUAUCAUUGAAGCAGAGAGCUUUUGCCCUGUCUCCUGCCGGAUACUCAUCUGGCUCUCACAUGCCGAUGGAGGUGCUGUUCUGAAUGGCUUUGGCGGGGCAGUCAACAACCUUCUAGGAGGCUUUUCACUCGACAUGUCUGAAAGAGAAGCGGAAGGUCGACUAGAACGCGCAAGAAAAUUACAAAAGCGCUCUGUUCUUGCCAACUACGACUUGUGGGGAAGGUCAUAUCCCCAGACAGAGCUGCUGGAGGAUCUACAGUGUAGUGACCUAUCAUGCUUCGACGCUGAGUGCGCUCAGCUGAAGUUCAUGGUUGGUGCCCUGGCUGCAGCUGAGCAUCGAGAUAACGUCCCCCACGCCUCGUGGAGACAAUCUGUCGCAGGUGCCAUCCGUAACGUCAGAUCUAGAUAUGGAGAGUUGAUUAGCAUCGCUAACCGCCUCGAACUACCUGAUGAUGGGCCUCAUAGACGGUUCGCAAUGGAGAUGCAGUCGGUCGUCUCCUGCUUUCACGCCGUAUAUGUCUGCUUUCUCCGCAUCACUCACGGACAAGAACCAAUGUCGCCAGAGCAACGCGAGGCCAUGAAAGAAAUCAUGUCGCUGGCAUUCAAAGCAUACCGAGAUCAGGGAGAGGAAGGUCUAGCCCGGCUAGGCUGGCCAUUGUUCGUCGUGGCAAUUGAGUCAGACGAUAUAUUGCAUAGAUCUUGGGUUCUGGAGCGGUUUAGCGAGCUGGCAUCCCAUGGAGUAAACUAUCGCCAGGCUUAUCAAGCUAUACAGGUUGCUGUAGGAAGUCGGCCACUAGAUGAACGAACAGCGGGCUAUUUUGAAGUGUUUCGCGUCGAAUCUUUCCCGCGAUUUUUACUUUGUCAGGGCUGUUGA